AUGGUAUCUUCAUGCGAUGCAGGCGCCCUCCAACGUCUCGAAACAGCCGUGAUAUCCGCCCAAGAUCUCUGCCAUCAACUUGCAACCUCCCUCGACGACAUCUACAAGAACCCCUCUGCCGCCGCACUCGACCAAAACACAAACAACACCGACAUCAAACGUCCCCUCGACCUCGCCCGCGACGCCACCACUCUCGUGCGCGCGCACUCCACCAAACUCUCCCUCCUCCUCAUCAACGAACCCUUUACCCCUUCUGCCAUUGCCGACGUGCUGAAGCAGCUCAUCUCGGGCCCCGUGCUGCUCGGCCUCGCCUCGGCGGCGCAGGCCUGCGACCCCGCGCAGUAUACCGCCUUCUUUCGAAAAGAGCUGGCCUGGCGCGCGAGGCGCAUACUCGUGACCCUGUCCGAGCUUCUGGGCAAGAUUCCCACCAAGGACGGUGUCGUCUUGUCGGGAGCGAAAAAGGGUGGCUUCGCCGCCGACAACAAGGGCAGCCUGCCCGCAACAGGCAUAUUAUGGUCUGCCUGUGACGAGAUGCUAGUGCUGAUCAGUGGUGGGAUCAAGAAUUACUUUAUAACAAAAGUAGAUCAAUGGAAAGAGACACUAGAAGAUAUUAUGGAGGAGCUCAAGGAAUGGGGCGACGAACAGCCCGACGACAACGACGAAGAGGGCGACGACGACGAUGACGACGAUGAUGACAAUGAUGGCAACGACGAUAUAAACCAAGAAACCGAUACAACCAUACUAAACAGCUCAGUGUCUACCCAAGACAUGCUCGACCAUUUAAUGAGCUCCGGCCCACCUAUACCGCGCGAUGACCCAAGAGGCAUCCGGCCGCGGCUUGAUUCGACCCUCCGCCGCGUCCGCCUAGUCGUUCUCCUAUAUCAAGCCAUCAGCAAGCGGCGUCUCAAACAGCUGCCGCCCUUGCCCCCGCCUACCGAUAGUACUUAUACAAACAUGCCCCGGCGGCUGGAUGAGGCUGUUCGCGUGCUGAGCGCCCUGCCCGAGUCCUUUGGUGACUUGGUCUCCGUCUUUUACGACAUGGAGCCCGCUGUCAUUGACCGAGCAGCCGACGACUGCUUCUUUGAGGCUUUUGCCGCGGGAGAGCUGCUCAGCGACCCCUGGUAUGGCGGCCAAGACGAAUUCUCUGAGUGGACUGAAAAGUUCAAGACAGAAAUCAAAAGAAGCUAG
Beauveria bassiana ARSEF 2860 is the source of this 1188-nucleotide messenger RNA. RefSeq lists its product as uncharacterized. The transcript has a single exon. Gene Ontology annotation, cellular component: nucleus. Gene Ontology annotation, biological process: regulation of cell cycle. The coding region runs from base 1 to 1188 and encodes 395 amino acids. The record is from RefSeq and is a predicted model, not a curated record. Lineage: Eukaryota; Fungi; Ascomycota; Sordariomycetes; Hypocreales; Cordycipitaceae.